Messenger RNA from Populus euphratica (Euphrates poplar), 779 nucleotides. Its product is annotated as ribosome biogenesis NEP1-like protein. Bases 46 to 516 code for a protein of 156 amino acids. The transcript has 4 exons. The record is from RefSeq and is a predicted model, not a curated record. NCBI's taxonomy places the organism in Eukaryota, Viridiplantae, Streptophyta, Magnoliopsida, Malpighiales, Salicaceae.
GCCAAGAAACUUUCUUCUUCAUUCCUUCUUUCUUGAUCGGAAAUAAUGGCUUUCAGGGCUACUAGCCAGUGGAGAGCAGUGCUGUCUCGAUUGGGACAGAGUCGACCUUUUGCAUCCUCCACCGCUCCCAAGUUUGCAACAAUGUCUCACAAUGCUGCCCAUCAUGUGCCUAGCAGCAGGUAUGCAGCGACGGGGGAGUAUGCACCAUUCUAUGUGAUGGCAGGAAUGAUGACUGUAGCAGUUGCGAUGGCCUUCCACACCAUGAAGCAGCAGCUGGUGCAUAGCCCAGGAGUUAGCAUAAACAAGAAAAGGAGAGAAUCCAUUGCUGAGGUAGACGACCCUGAUACAGUAGUUGCUGAUGCUAGUAAAUUUCUCAAAAAAUCAUUCCUCAGGAAGGUUGCUCAUAUCCAGGAACAUAAUCCCACCCUGCCUGAUCCAACCCGCGCUAAUGCCAUCACCAAGCCUCAUGAUGCAGAGACACUAAAAACAGUCGGAGUCCUUCCUCGCCACCACUGAUUAAACAAUCACAGGCCUCAACCAUCGCUGCUGAUUCUUAUCCAUCAAAUGCCUCCUAAUGUUAUCUUGCCCCUUCUGUUUAUGAGUCCAAUUACUAUGGUGUCAUAAUGUAAAUAGAAUUUCGUGCUAUAUUGUGGGCCAUUCUUUUUUUUCUUGUUCUUUUUCAAAAUGUAAUGCGAGCCCUUCCUUACUCAGGUCAGGACAGAGGCUCCCAUCUUUAAAUGUCUGUUGAUUAGUUCUGCUAAUAAUAAAGACACCUCCGU